Molecule: messenger RNA, 641 nt
Organism: Quercus lobata
Lineage: Eukaryota; Viridiplantae; Streptophyta; Magnoliopsida; Fagales; Fagaceae
Exons: 4
Biological process (GO): protein insertion into mitochondrial inner membrane
Cellular component (GO): mitochondrial inner membrane
Source: RefSeq, a predicted model, not a curated record
AACCAUACAAGAACCAGACAGCCGCACACCCACAACCUCAAAUCGGCAACGCUUCUUCUCAUCCAAUCCAACUCGUCGGCGCCGCUCUCUAAUUUCGUCUCUUUCAAUCCAUCCUCUAAUCGGUGGCUCACUUAUAACCAAUCCAACUCGGUGGCGCUUCAACUCUUCCCGUACGACUUGACGACACUUCUUUUCUGCCAUUCUAAAUCGGCGAAACCACCCACAAUCUUCAGGCUUACAAACAAAUGUUUUAAUAAGUGCGUUGAGAAAAGGUACAAGGAGUCUGAACUAAAUAUGGGUGAAAAUAGUUGCAUUGAUCGCUGCGUAUCAAAAUAUUGGCAUGUGACUAAUCUAAUCGGCCAGCUGCUAGGUUCAGGUCGGCCCCCAAUGUGAAAUUAAGGCUAUUUUGAAAUUUGCUCUACAUUAGUUACGUGUUUACCUGGCUGGUUGCCAAAGGUUGAUACUGGAAUGAUUUUUGUUUGUACCAAACUCAAUGAGGUGGUUCCAUUUUGUUUUUUAAAAAAAAAGUAUUGGCGGCAAUUUGAAUUUAUGCUGCUCCUAGAUUUAAGUCAUAAAAUUGUUAGCUCUUCAUAAAUGAAAUAUUAUUCUUGGAAAAAUCAUCAGUAUUUGUGAUGAUUCUA